Molecule: messenger RNA, 894 nt
Organism: Grosmannia clavigera kw1407
Lineage: Eukaryota; Fungi; Ascomycota; Sordariomycetes; Ophiostomatales; Ophiostomataceae
Exons: 3
Coding region: 1-894 (297 amino acids)
Biological process (GO): lipid metabolic process
Molecular function (GO): phosphoric diester hydrolase activity
Source: RefSeq, a predicted model, not a curated record
AUGCAUUUCCACCUCCAACAAUUGCUCUUGGCCGGCAUCGCCGUUGCGGCCUCUCUACCUCAGAGAGCACAGAGCUGCAACGGCUCGCCAGAUCUCUGCGAUCGGCUCUACAGCAAUGUGGCAUAUGUGGGCUCGCAUGAUUCCGCCUUCGUCGGUAUCCUGCCGACCCAGAACCAGUAUAUCUCAGUUGCCGACCAGCUCAGCCUUGGCGUGCGUUUUCUGCAGGCCCAGUCUCACAACAAGAAUGGUGUGAUUGAGCUGUGCCACACUACCUGCGCUGAGGAAGACGCCGGCACUCUGGCUACUUACCUUGCCAGUGUUAAGACCUUCCUGGACGACAACCCAAACGAGGUCGUGACCCUGCUCCUGACGAACGGCGACAGCAUUGCCAUCGCCGACUACGGAACCGUCUUCACGGCGGCGGGCCUCGACACGUAUGCCUAUGCUCCAUCCGGCACGCCCGCACUGGCCGACUGGCCCACACUUGGGGCUCUCAUCUCUAGCGGCAAGCGCCUCAUCGUCUUCAUGGAUUACCACGCCGACAGAACAAAGGUUGACUACAUCCUCAGUGAAUUCACGUUCAUCUACGAGACGCCAUACGACACAACGGAUGCCGAUUUUCCCGAAUGCACCAUCGACCGGCCCUCUGGCGGCAGUGCGACUGGGCGCAUGGGUCUUGUCAACCACUUCCUUGAUGUUGACAUUAAUCUCUUCGGCAACGAUAUCCUCGUUCCCGACGCGACGGCAGCGUCUACGACCAAUUCCUUGUCAUCCAUCACGGCGCAGGCAAAUUUGUGCUUGAAUGAACAUGGCCGCUUGCCCAACUUCAUUCUGCUCGACUUUAUCAAUAAGGGCAACGCAAUAGCUGCUCAGAACCAACUCAAUGGCCUUUAA